Trypanosoma theileri is the source of this 669-nucleotide messenger RNA. RefSeq names its product 60S ribosomal protein L13a. Gene Ontology annotation, molecular function: mRNA binding; structural constituent of ribosome. NCBI's taxonomy places the organism in Eukaryota, Euglenozoa, Kinetoplastea, Trypanosomatida, Trypanosomatidae. The transcript has a single exon. Gene Ontology annotation, cellular component: cytosolic large ribosomal subunit; ribosome. Gene Ontology annotation, biological process: negative regulation of translation; translation. The record is from RefSeq and is a predicted model, not a curated record. The coding region runs from base 1 to 669 and encodes 222 amino acids.
AUGGUCUUGCCUAGCCGAAAGAACGUUGACCGCCGCAGCCGCAAGGGUGCUGGGAAACACCGCCCCGACGUGGUGGUUCUCGAUCUGAAGAAUCACGUGCUCGGUCGCGCCGCAGCCAUCGUUGCAAAGCAGUUGCUGCUCGGAAAGAAGAUCACUGCCGUGCGUUGCGAACAGCUUAACAUUGCCGGAACAGAGAUCCGCAACAAGAUCAAGUACCUUCAGUUCCUCCGCAAGCGUAAGCUGUCAAACCCCAAGCUCGGUCCCUUCCACCACCGCAGCCCCUCUGACAUCUUUGUCCGCACCGUGCGCUCCAUGCUCCCCCGCUACACCAAGCGUGGACAGAAGGCACUCCGCGCACUCGUGGCGUACGAGGGUGUUCCCGUCAACGUUGUGCGCACCGGCGGCCGUGUGGUGAUCCCAAAGGCCCAGCGUCACUACUGCUUCCGCAGCGAACGCCCCUACACUGUUCUGGGCAACAUGUGCAAGCAUGUGGGUUGGAAGUACAGCGAGGUGGUGGAGAACCUUGAGAAGGCCCGUGUGGAGAAGGCAGCACGUCACCACAAGAAGACAGAGAAGCUGCGCGCUGCAUGGAAGUCUGCCCGCAAGGCGGCUUUGGCAAAGAUGCCCAAGAAGAACGUGGAAGUGCUGAAGAAGUUCGGCUACGCGUAA